UCCUUCUUCCCCAAGCUUUUCGUUUCUUCUUCCAUUCCCAUUUUCUCUCUCACACAUGUUGUUUUCCUGAGAAAGCAGAGAAAAAGAAAGAAAGAAAAGAAAAUGUUUCGUUUACCUCCUCCUCCGUCACUCCCCGACGGCGGUGUUCCUGCUAUUCCCGCUUUUGUUAUCAUUGCUAUUUUCGUUUUCAUUUUUCUCUUCGUAAAAAUUACAGAUAGUUCUACAAACUAUUGCAUUUACUCUUAGGCGAGAUCUUCAUCCUUUUAGGUUUUUUAGUAGCUUCUUCUUGACGCGUUUAACAUCAUUCUUGCAAGGUUUAGUCCAAGUCUUGUUGCUUCAAAAACUCUAGCUAGGUUAUUCCAGAGAUUCUAACGUCUUUGCGUCAAUAAUCGUUGACGAAGUAUUUUCCCGAGAAAAUGAGCCGAGAAAGUGGAACCGCGACAUUCUCGACGCCGUCUCCUUCUGAUGUUGACGUCCUAGAUCCUAACAAGCGGGCAAAAAUUUCAUAUGCAAGAGAAUUUCUUCUCUCCUUAGACAUAGCGGACAGCAUAGUAAAAUCACCGUUGGAGGCUCAGCCCUUAAUUCCAUGUGUGGUUGACGAGGCACCCGGCCUUUUGUCUUCACCUUUAUGUGCUCCAGAUUACAAAUGUCAAAGUGUGCCCCAACAAUUAUCUCCGAACGUUGUGGAUGAUGUUAGUCAACUACUGCAUAGAAGUGAUGAACCGUAUAGGCCUCCAUGUCGCUACAAGGCACGUACUUCAAUUAGAGAUGGCAAUGACUCGCUUAAUGGUGACACAUCUGAAUCUUCUGAGUGUACAGAUCAAGAGAGAGCAGAUCGGGAAACAUGGAGAAAAGACACUGUCAGUGUGACAAAGGAGGACAAAUGGCAUUCUAGCAAAAAUGCUGGUUCCAAGGAUUCUCGAGACGAAUUUCUGAUGUCCCCAGCAAAAGGAAACUCGAAGAACUUGCAGUUUACUUCAAGUGUAAUCAGUAAGCAAUUAGAUGCUUCACAGAAAUCAAGUCACAUUCAAGGACCUGUAAGAGGUGAUGCUGGUCUUCCACCCAAACUGCUAGAGACUGCUAAAAAUUGUCCUACCCCACUCCAGCAAGUGCAAGAUUUAACUACUGUUGGAACAGUAAAUCCAGGGCUGAAAACUGUAAAUCAGACUGAUAAAGUUGUGCACCCUAAAGAACGUUCCAACUUGGAUGUGGAAGAUCUAGAAGGAAUUGCCCAUGUUAAGGAAUCCCUAAAGAAAAGCAUGCCUCCAAGCUUCUUAAGCAAAGAUAACUGUGGAAAUCACAAGAAUCAUUGUGAAGUGGCACAUGAACAAGGUUUCAUGGAGUUGCAAUUAAGCAAUUCACCUGUUAGUGUCUAUUAUUCUCCAGGAAAAAUUUCAACAAAUGAUCCCUUGGAGGCAUAUAUCUCUCCUACUAGUGUGGAAAAGGGAAAACAGUUUGCUUCAUUGAUUGAUGACUGUGAAUCAUCUACGGUAUAUUGUAAAGGCAUUUCAGUUAGGAUGAACCAAAAUCCAUCCUGCCCUGAUUUCCAAAUUCACCAGGAGUUGGAAUCAGAAUCUUUCAGCUGUAGUUCUGAUGGAGAAUCAAAUUCGAGCUUUGAACUUUGUUUGCCUGACGAGGACAGUUUAAUUACAUUUGAUGAACUAUUCUUGAUGCCUGAUGUGGAAAAUUUGACAGUGUUUGAUAGUUCCAUGUCUAGCAGCCCGGAAAGCAAUCUAAUUGAAGCUGAUGUGUUUAGCCCAAGCUCACCUCGUGAAAUGGUUGAGAAGCUAGUGGAGUUUAUACUCAAUGAUGAAAUUUCUACACCCCAUGUGGAUGAUCCAAUAGUGCACCAUGGAGCUGGAUUGGGGCGCUUUUCCCACUCUAUGCAUGCACAGAAAACUCCCCCAAAGUUCUGCUCCAAUCAGUUGAAUCCAGAGAGGGAUCCACAAGACCAUGAUAAAUUUCAAAGAAACUCCAUUGAUUCAGCCAUAUAUUCUUUUUAUUCCCACUCUUUCCCAUCCAACACAUUUUCUCAACCUCUCCCUCUUAAUCAUGACGAACUGAAAAGGUUUGAUCAUGAAGUUAGUCAAUCAAUGCUCCAGCAGAUUAUAAAUCCAGGCAAACUUAAUCUCUGCUCAUUACAAAGUGGACUAACACCGAAUCUGCCAGCACUCCAGAUGGCUUCUUGCACACAAAAGCUAAAUUCAAUGCAGACUCGUCCCUUUGCAUAUCAGGAACCAAAAAACUAUGGGGAUUUUGUAAAACCAAGUCCCGAUUUCCAAGGUGAUGGCAACAUCAAUCCAGCUCUAGUUGAUAGUUUCAUUGAAGAGAAAUUGCGAUCAAGUCACUGGCACCCUCAUGUGCAAGGUUUCUAGCGGCAGACUUUUGACCACAACCAGCACCAGCUGAGGCGAAGAUGGAAUAGUAGUGCGGUAUGAACAAUGGUACAUAGAUGACAAUUGGCUACCCAGAAUUUUCAUAUUUGGUAGUGAAAUAAUUGUGAAGCUGUGUAAAUAGACCUCUCCUAGUUACAGUCAGAAUCAAAUAUAGUUAGUAGACGAUGUACAUGGAAAAUGGAAAUUUCAUAACUAGAAUGAUGCAUUAGUAAACAGCAGGCUAUAACAUAGUAGUUACAGUAGCAAUACAUGAUCUCUUCAUAUGUUAGUGCGACGCUUGUAAGAGUAACUGACACCGUUUCUUCACGUGUGACUAUUAAUUUUGUCGUCUCAGC
Molecule: messenger RNA, 2731 nt
Organism: Glycine soja
Lineage: Eukaryota; Viridiplantae; Streptophyta; Magnoliopsida; Fabales; Fabaceae
Exons: 7
Coding region: 417-2375 (652 amino acids)
Source: RefSeq, a predicted model, not a curated record